Blastomyces dermatitidis ER-3 is the source of this 2613-nucleotide messenger RNA. RefSeq names its product phosphatidylinositol glycan, class T. NCBI's taxonomy places the organism in Eukaryota, Fungi, Ascomycota, Eurotiomycetes, Onygenales, Ajellomycetaceae. Bases 63 to 2003 code for a protein of 646 amino acids. The record is from RefSeq and is a predicted model, not a curated record. Gene Ontology annotation, biological process: attachment of GPI anchor to protein. The transcript has 3 exons. Gene Ontology annotation, cellular component: GPI-anchor transamidase complex.
GCGCGCUCUCAAGGUUGAUGGAAGUCACGUGAAACUUCCGCAUCUCUAGGCCACGGAGCAAGAUGACGCCCAACUCUCAAGAUACGGAGAGAGAAAUUUUGUAUACAGCUAUCAACACUUUGCUGUCUUCAUUGAGAGACAUUACAAUUGCAAACUGCAUUGUUGGUCUCCUGCAACAUGACGGCAUGAUUUUCAAUCCUCUCUUUUUCCUUUGCAUCUUCCUUGCAUCGCUGUCGCCAGCUCUCUCCGAUGCAGCAGAGUACCAUGAACAGCUAGUCCUCCGCCCUCUACCCCCUUCCUCCCUCUUAGGAUCGUUUAAUUUUCGCAGCAAUUCGUCACUUGAAGCUUUUGAGCACCAGAAUUUCCGAUAUUUCCCACGAUCUUUAGGCCAAAUCCUCCAGCAUGCCAGCACUAAGGAGUUGCAUUUGAGAUUCACCACCGGUCGGUGGGAUGCGGAGAGCUGGGGCGAGAGACCGUGGCAUGGCUUUAAGGAGGGCGGUACAGGGGUUGAAUUGUGGGCAUGGAUAGAUGCAGAUACGGAUGAAGCCGCCUAUUCCAAAUGGAUCACUCUAACACAGUCCCUGUCCGGCCUCUUCUGCGCGUCGUUAAAUUUUAUUGAUUCUACUCGAACAACUCGACCGGUAGUGACGUUUGAGCCUGUGGGAAACCAUUCGUCCAGACCGCUGCAUCUGCUGCAUGGGACGCUUCCUGGUGAGGUCGUAUGUACGGAGAAUUUGACGCCGUUCCUGAAAUUGCUUCCCUGCAAAGGAAAAGCUGGAAUUUCAAGUUUGUUUGAUGGCCAUAGACUAUUUGAUGCCUCCUGGCAGAGCAUGUCUAUUGAUGUUCGCCCCACCUGUCCUGAGGAUGCAGAAGCAUGCCAGGUUGAAAUUGAACAAACAAUAGAUAUGGUUUUAGAUGUAGAGAGAUCGAAGAGGCCAAGAGAUAAUCCCAUUCCGCGCCCUGUUCCCGCGGAACAGCUAGUCUGCGAUCAAUCCAAGCCUUACAACUCCCAUGAUACCUGCUACCCAGUCGGCAAAAGUGCAGAACAGGGGUGGCGUUUAUCAGAAGUGUUUGGCCGUAAAAUUCCAGGUGGAUGCCCUUUAACGGAGGAAGAAGAAAAUCAAAGACGACAUGUGUGUAUCAAAGUUCCCAACGACUGGGACGUACUAGUCACAGCUGGCGCGAUCGAGAGAAAGUCUCCUGACGGGCUUUCCCGUUGCUACUCACUCCUCGACGAUUUCCCUUUCGACCUAGUUCUACCAGCUCAAAAACAGCCUUCCGAAGUACCCUUGGAGCAGCCUAACCUUCACGCAGAGCGGACGAUAACCGGCCACGGCCAAGAAAGAGGUGGCAUGCGGUCAAUCUUGACAAACCCGUCCCAAACCAACCCAGUUGAAUUCAUCUACUUCGAGACCCUCCCCUGGUUCAUGAGGCCUUAUGUGCACACUCUUAGCGCAAAAGUCACGAACCAAAACGGCACAGACGUUUCCAUUGCGGCCUCGGAGAUCAUCAAGGAGGUGUUCUACCGCCCCGCCCUCGACAGAAAAAGGGGCACGCAACUUGAACUGAUACUUUCGGUCCCUGCCGCAUCAACAGUAACACUGAUUUACGACUUCGAAAAGACCAUCCUCCGCUACACCGAGUACCCACCCGAUGCCAAUCGAGGAUUCAACGUCGCCCCCGCAGUUAUCAGAUUACUCAGUAGCCGGAACGCCUCGGAGGUAGAAGUAAAAUCCGGCAAUUCGCAGUUGCAACCCCCAAUCUACCUGCGCACGACAAGCCUACUCUUACCACUCCCCACACCCGAUUUCAGCAUGCCAUACAACGUGAUUAUAUUAACUAGUACGGUUAUAGCGUUGGCGUUCGGGAGUAUAUUUAAUAUUCUUGUUCGCCGUCUUGUUGCUGUCGAGGAGGCACCGGAGUCCGGGAUCAAGGCGAAGAUUUCGGGCUUUAUUGUUGCGGUGAAGGAUAGAUUUAGAGGGAAGGUGGUUAAAGUAGAAUAGUAGUGUAUCUUUCUUGCAUGUUUUGUAGGCACCGUUUAUAUUAUUACAUGUUUAUUUUUAUUUUAUUUCGGCAUUUAUCGCGUGUAUUCCGAUUCUUGAUAUCAAACCUUUGUGAACAAUAAAUAACCACUGCAUUUUGCAAACUCAAAUGCUACCGGAUGUGGUAUAAGCGUUCCCUCCGGUCCUUGGGGAAACCGGUGUAGUAUCACAACACCAGGCGGACGCGUCAUUGUAAUUAGUCUUCUCAUCCUUCCACUCUGAAUACCAUCGAUCUAACAAUGCCUGUAGCGGUUCGUACACUGGCAACGAAAUGAGCAAUCGACUGUCCACUCGAUGUUAAAACAGCUUAUGUGGGUAUAGUAAAUAAUUCCUGAAGUGUGGAAUAAUAGAUGGACGAUGUUUUGGAGCACAACCAAAAAUAAGGAAUGAUAAAAGGCAAAUUAUAAAAACCAGGAAAAGGCGGGGAGUUUUUAAUGAUGGAAUAAAAAUACUCCAAAAGUGGUAAAAAUAAAGGGGACAAAUAGGUCAUUGGCGUGGUCUGGUCUGUUCCAAGCAACCAGCGGGUAGAGUCUAAUUUUCAGUAUAGGGGGGAAAAGCCACAUACGUGCCA